This is a messenger RNA of Brachypodium distachyon (stiff brome), 2345 nucleotides long. Its product is annotated as crossover junction endonuclease MUS81. The record is from RefSeq and is a predicted model, not a curated record. The coding region runs from base 375 to 1904 and encodes 509 amino acids. The transcript has 14 exons. Lineage: Eukaryota; Viridiplantae; Streptophyta; Magnoliopsida; Poales; Poaceae. Gene Ontology annotation, molecular function: crossover junction DNA endonuclease activity; DNA binding; 3'-flap endonuclease activity. Gene Ontology annotation, cellular component: nucleus; Holliday junction resolvase complex. Gene Ontology annotation, biological process: double-strand break repair via break-induced replication; resolution of meiotic recombination intermediates; DNA catabolic process.
GAGGUUGUAAUAAUACUCCUCCCGCCCCUGCUGUAAGUUCAACCCGAUCCCCAAAUAAUCCCCAACCAAGUUCAAAAUCAAGCCCUAGCCCGGCGGCAUGCGACCAGCCUAGGCGACGACGAGCGCCCACGCCAUCGCGCCGCUCCCCCAUUCCCGAGGUCUCGACGAUCCAGUGCUCCAGAUGGCGCCGCCGACGCCGAAGCAGCUCGCGGUGCGUCUCCCGGAGAACGAGGAGGUUGCGCGCAUCAUCCUGGAGAAGCGGCGGUCGAUUCUGGAGAAGGGUGUCCCGGAGAACCACUGCCACACGCUCGCCAACGCGUACCGCAACGUCUGUGCCGCUAAGGAACCCAUCCGGACCCUCAAGGACCUUUUGAAUGUCAAGGGUGUUGGACCAUGGGUCAUUCGUCUCAUCAAAGGGUCCUUUCCAGAGUCCAGCACAGAUUUAUCUCCUUCAAGAACCAAAGAAGCUGGCAAAAAGGAUCGCUACAGGGAACAAAAGAAGAGAACCGGAGCAUUAUGCACCAAAGAAAAAUUCUGCUGCUUAUGUGAUACUGAUUACCCUCUAUAGGGAAAUGAUGCGUGACAAGAUUUCUAUGGAGAAUAAAGAGAUUAUUGAUGCCGCUGAAGCCAGUGGUCUGUUGCAAAAAGCAACUGGGGGCACUGGAUGGAGCCAGAUUCCACAGACGCUGAUAUCGAGAGGGCUGGUUGUUAAAAAGUUGGGUAAAAAGUAUAUGCUAACUGAAGAAGGUAAAAGCGCUGCUCAUAAUUGUCUCUCACAGCUUGAAAUGGAGGAUCCUUCAGGAUCUUUAAUGACAAGCAAUGGUCUCAACACAUGUACUGCAUAUCGGCAUCGCAACUCAGAUCAUCUUUCAAUGGGUUUUUCUGUUGCUGAAACACCAUUGGGACCUCCUGUGACUAUUAGUAGACCAAGCAGACCUGUUGCUGGCCAGACUCCUGAACUUGUUCUCCACAAUGCUGCUACUGCAUCUCAAGAAUUGAUAAAGUUGACCAGUAAAGAGCAACUCAGUUACAAUUCUGAAGGUUCUGCCGGAUUCAAUAUGCUAGACAAGGAUGCUACACAUGUGGAUAAUUCUAUACUAGCUAUGCCACCUGGUCAAUCCAAUGAAAAAUUUCUUGAUGCUUAUGAAGUUGUGUUCAUAUUGGAUGACCGUGAAAAUAUCGGGUCCCGUUUCGAAAGAGUAGUUGACGUACAUUCAAAGUUUCAUUUGCCUGUCGAGAUGAAACGCUUGCCUGUUGGAGAUGCUAUUUGGAUUGCCCGUCACAGAAAACAUCGCACGGAAUAUGUACUUGAUUUCAUUGUUGAAAGAAAAGAUGUCACGGAUUUGGUUAGCUCAAUUAAGGACAGCAGAUACAGAGAUCAGAAAUUAAGGCUGAAGAAAUGUGGGCUAAGGAAGCUGAUAUAUCUGGUGGAAGGUGAUCCAAACCGUUUGGAUGCAUCAGAGAGCAUCAAAACUGCCUGCUUCACCACUGAGAUUCUUGAAGGAUUUGAUGUUCAGAGAACCACUGGGUAUUCUGAUACUGAACGGAGAUAUUGCGACCUCACGCUUUCGAUAAUUGAUUUCUACAGCAAAAACUUCUCUAAUGGUGCUAACACUUCUCGAGCUUGCUUGACCUAUGAUGAGUUUGUGAAUAAGUGCUAUGACUUCAAGAAGAUAACCGUGAGCGAUAUAUUUGCCGUUCAACUUAUGCAGGUACCACAGGUGACAGAACAAACUGCACUAGCCAUUACGGAGCUCUAUCCGACUCUUCUCUCACUUGCUCAGGCAUACUCCAUGCUUGAUGGAGAUACCCGUGCCCAAGAAGAGAUGUUGAAGAAGAAGAGCAAGAUGGUGAACGGAGGUGCUAGCCGAAACAUCUUCAAGCUCGUCUGGGGUGAAGGCUGAAGUAUUCCUACCUGGUUCGUGAUCAGACAUGGUUUAAUCGGCCUUUUGUCACCAUCUCGAUGAUUUUUGGCGCCGCCUAUUGUGUCGAAGCUCCUUUGUUCUUGGAGAUUUCGUGGCAGGACUUCCAUUUUCCAAAUGCAAGAAGUCCCUGGAACUGGAAUAAUGAAAGUUCCAUAAUGUGUAAUCAUCUUUAAAAAAUCUUCCCAUCUGGCCAUGAGUUGCGCUUCCUGCUGCUUGGAUUGUGAUUUCUCUCGUGUUGUCUCUAAACUUGGUUUCUGCAAAGGAACUCGAGGGUAAACAUUUCGGUUGCCUUCCUGGUUGGCAGGAUAACUACUGGCUCUGAAAGGAAAAGGCUGCCGGCGGAUAAAAUCUUCUGCCACGUAGUACUUGGUUUAUGUAAAUUAUCACAAGUUUAAUGAAAUGUCACCUAAUUCGAUGAAA